Messenger RNA from Odocoileus virginianus texanus, 11427 nucleotides. Lineage: Eukaryota; Metazoa; Chordata; Mammalia; Artiodactyla; Cervidae. The record is from RefSeq and is a predicted model, not a curated record.
AGCGUCAUCUAAUUCAGUAGCUCUGAAAUAGAAAUAAGUCUCAGUGACUUAAAAAAAAAAAAUCCUUAGAUUAAAUGUGGUCUUGCUAGUAGACAUUUUAUUAUGCCCUAUCUCCCCUAACUCUGUACCUGGUCCUUAUGUGUUUUUUUUUUCCCCCAGAUCGGCUUCAGCUCCCCAGGAAUAUGAUUGAAAACAGCAUGUUUGAGGAAGAACCAGAUGUGGUGGACUUAGCCAAAGAGCCCUGUUUACAUCCUCUGGAGCCCGAUGAGGCGGAAUAUGAGCCCCGGGGUUCGCGACUGCUGGUUCGGGGCCUUGGCGAGCAUGAGCUGGACGAGGACGAAGAGGACUACGAAUCGUCUGCAAAGCUGCUGGGCAUGUCCUUCAUGAACAGGAGCUCGGGGCUGCGAAACAGCGCAGCCGGCUACCGGCAGAACUCGGAUGGGCCCUGCUCCAUGCCCUCUGCCAGGACCAUGGCGGUCUGUGCUUUCAUCAUCCUAGUUGCUGUUUCUGUAAUCAUGGUGAUUUACCUCCUGCCCAGGUGUACCUUUACCAAAGAAGGCUGCCAUAAACAAAACCGAUCCAUGGAACUGAUUCAGCCAAUCGCAACGAAUGGAAAGUUGUUUCCGUGGGCCCAAAUCAGGCUGCCCACUGCCAUCAUGCCAGUGCGCUACGAACUGAACCUCCACCCAAACCUAACCUCCAUGACGUUCAGGGGUUCCGUGACGAUCUCGCUCCAGGCCCUUCAGGCCACGUGGAGCAUCAUUCUUCACAGCACAGGCCACAACAUUUCCAGAGUGACCUUUAUGACUGCAGUUUCAAGCCAGGAAAAAGAAGUUGACAUCCUGGAGUACCCACUGCAUGAGCAGGUUGCCAUUGUUGCCCCCGAGGCCCUGCUUGAAGGGCACAAUUAUACCGUGAAGCUCGAGUACUCGGCGAACAUAUCCGCUUCUUACUAUGGGUUCUAUGGCAUCUCCUACACUGAUGACAGCGCUGAGAAAAAGUACUUUGCGGCAACUCAGUUUGAACCCUUGGCAGCAAGAUCUGCUUUUCCUUGUUUUGAUGAACCAGCAUUUAAAGCCACAUUUGUCAUCAGGAUCAAAAGAGAUGAGCAAUACACUGCUUUAUCAAAUAUGCCUAAGAAGUCAUCAAUCGUGAUGGAAGAUGGACUUGUUCAGGAUGAGUUUUUUGAGAGUGUGAAGAUGAGCACUUAUCUGGUUGCCUUCAUUGUGGGGGAGAUGAAGAACCUGAGUCAGGACGUAAAUGGAACCCUGGUUUCUAUAUAUGCUGUCCCAGAAAAGAUUGGUCAAGUUCACCAUGCCUUGGAAACGACUGUGAAGCUUCUUGACUUUUAUCAAAACUACUUUGAAAUUCAAUACCCACUAAAGAAAUUGGACUUGGUGGCUAUCCCUGACUUUGAGGCAGGAGCAAUGGAAAACUGGGGUUUGCUCACCUUCCGAGAAGAGACACUUCUGUAUGAUGAUAAUACUUCUUCAGUGGCAGAUAGAAAGCUGGUUACUAAAAUCAUCGCUCACGAGCUGGCCCAUCAGUGGUUUGGUAAUCUGGUAACAAUGCAGUGGUGGAAUGAUGUAUGGCUAAAUGAAGGUUUUGCUACAUUCAUGGAGUAUUUCUCUUUGGAAAAAAUAUUUGGAGAGCUCUCCAGUUAUGAAGAUUUCUUAGAUGCUCGAUUUAAAACCAUGAAAAGAGAUUCCUUGAAUUCAUCCCAUCCAAUAUCAUCAUCGUCUGUUCAGUCUUCAGAACAGAUUGAAGAAAUGUUUGAUUUUCUUUCCUAUUUUAAGGGAGCUUCCCUGUUGUUGAUGCUGAAAACUUACCUUAGUGAAGAUAUAUUUCAACAUGCCAUUAUUCUUUAUCUGCAUAAUCAUAGCUAUACAUCCAUUCACAGUGAUGACCUGUGGGAUAGUUUUAACGAGGUCACAAACAAAACACUAGAUGUAAAGAAAAUGAUGAAAACCUGGACCCUGCAGAAAGGAUUUCCUUUAGUGACUGUUCAGAGAAAAGGAAAGCAAAUUCUUGUACAACAGGAGAGAUUCUCUUUAAAUGUUAAGCCUGAAAUUCAGCCUUCAGAUGCAAGUUCUCUGUGGCAUAUUCCACUAUCCUACAUCACUGAUGGAAGAAAUUACUCCAAGCAUCGAUCAGUAUCAUUACUGGACAAGAAAUCAGGUGUCAUCAAUCUCACAGAAGAAGUGCAGUGGAUCAAGGUCAAUACAAACAUGACUGGCUAUUACAUUGUCCAUUAUGCAGAUGACAACUGGGAAGCACUGAUCAAACAGCUGAAAAUAAAUCCUUAUGUGCUGAGCGACAAAGAUCGAGCCAGCCUCAUCAACAACAUCUUUGAACUUGCAGGCCUAGGCAAGGUGUCUCUUCAGAGAGCUUUUGAUCUGAUUGAUUAUCUUAGAAAUGAAACCUACACUGCACCCAUCUCUGAAGCCCUGUUCCAGACAGAACUCAUCUAUAACCUCCUUGACAAACUCGGGCACAUGGAUCUGGCCUCAAGAUUGGUGAACAAGGUAUUUAAAUUGCUUCAAAGCCAGAUCCAACAGCAGACUUGGACUGACGAGGGCACCCCGUCUACUCGAGAGCUGCGGUCGGUCUUGCUGGACUUCGCUUGCACCCACAGCCUGGAGAACUGCAGUGCUGCUGCCUUGAAGCUCUUCAAUGACUGGGUGGCGUCCAAUGGCACUCAGAGCCUGCCUACGGAUGUCAUGACGACCGUGUUCAAGGUUGGAGCAAAAACUGAGAGCGGCUGGUCAUUCCUCUUAAGCAAAUACGUCUCUCUAGGCUCUGAAGCAGAGAAGAAUAAAAUACUCGAAGCUCUUGCCAGCUCAGAGAAUGUACGGAAGCUUUACUGGUUGAUGAAAAAGAGCCUCGAUGGAGAUCUCAUCCGAACACAGAAGCUGUCGUUCAUCAUUAGGACGGUGGCCCGGCGUUUUCCUGGACACUUGCUGGCCUGGGAUUUUGUCAAAGAGCACUGGAGUAAGCUUGUGCAGAAGUUCCAUCUGGGGUCCUAUACCAUACAAAGUAUCGUUGCUGGAUCCACUCACCAGUUUUCAACAAAGGCACAUUUAUCUGAGGUCCAGGCAUUCUUUGAAAAUCAGUCCGAGGCCACCUUUCGACUUCGCUGUGUCCAGGAGGCGCUGGAAGUCAUUGAGCUGAACAUGCAGUGGGUGGAGAAGAACCUUAAAACCCUGACAUAUUGGCUGUAGCGUGCACCACCCGUUCAGAGAGCUUGUUAACUGGGCCUUUGCUGCUUCUUAAAAGCCAAGGUGAAACCAGGAUCGCUGCUGAGUUAUUUGCACUCUUAGGAGUUCUAGUUUGCUCAGGGCCAGUCUGUAUUUUUUCAUCUGUCUUUUCUGAAAUGUCUUUGGGCAGUGUGUAGUUAUUUAUUACCAAAUUACAUUCACCUGUAUGCCAACCAUCUACAAAAACAAUGGGUAAUUUUUCUACUUUGAAGAUAUUCAAAUGGGGGGGGAAAAAAUCUGUUUUGCAAUUCUGUUCUCAGUUUCUGGCUAAAGGUUGACACCGUGAACUAAGGAAUGGGAGCCACCAUCUUUGCAGGCUGCGGGUUGGUUAGCCAUUUGUUGCUUCUUGUUGAUAGAUAUUUGAAUGGUUCCAAGUUAGCAUCAAAAAGUACAGUAAUAAAGUCAUUGAAUCAUGCAGCUGUAGAGAACUGACCUCAGGUGUGCGGAUCUACUUUGGGGGGUUUGAAUAAUCCUUUCUUUUCUGGAAAAAGUUUAUAACUAUUAUAUUUUUUUCUGAAGAAUAGUCAGGUGCUACAGAAUUUUUAAAUUUUUGUUGUAAAGCUAAAUAACAAGGCCAAAAGAUUUAAUUUUCCAAAUAUUUAACACCUUCUUUUUCAUCUUUCAGGAAAAUAUUUCAAACCGAGUUAGCGUUAAUAUUUUACUUAGGAAUUCCAGUGUUCUCCAAAUCUCUGUACACCUUUAUCACUCCCUGCCAUAGAUAUCCCUUAUGUUAUAAAUAAGUAUUUCUGCAUUUAUGGCAUUUUUUUUUAAUACUGGUGUCUCUUAUCAUGACUUUCUUACUAAGAAUUACAGUUUACAGUUUGUUUAAGUUGCUUUUUGGCAUGAUAGAUCACAGACACUUUCUCUUAAUCAUACCCAUUGAGUGGUUUUUCAUUUUAUGUGAUAGAGUUGCAUAUUAGAAGUAUAUUUUAAAAUAGGGCCUUUGAGAAAUUGAACAUUUUUAUUUGAAGUUCACCAUAGUACCUUAAAGGAAUAAAGAGAAUGUGGAUAGGAAUAACUUGAUUUAGGUUUAAUAUGGUGGGCUUUGAAUUUUUUCUACUGUCAGAAACAGUACUUUUCUUUAGUUGAAAAAUCAAAGUUUUCUUUUGUAAUGGCCAAACUAACAGAUUAUAGGCAAUGGCCAAGGAAAGAAAGAAAGUAUCCAAAACUAUAUGGCAAUUUUACUCCUUCUAAAGGGGAAAUACUGUACUUGAAUUUUUUGAGCUAUGCAGACUUAUACCUAGAUUGUUGUGUUUCUUUGAUUCUUAGGAGAAAAGCUUUCUCCCUAGUAUUUAUUGUACUUUCUAUUUUGCUUGAAAACACCUACGUACAUAAAAAGGGUAUUUACCCAUUUUUCAGCACUUAAAACACUCCACUGAAUCAGACAAUGGGAAAGGUCACCUUUUUUUUUAUUUAGCAGGUAUCAAGUGAGAAUAUAGGAAUUAUGUAUAAAAUUAUAUUUUAUUUUAUGAAAAUAUUUUUAUAUAGCAAAAUUGCAAAGACUGGCAAUAGAAACUAAAGAUAACCUUCUUUAGCCCUAGUAUGUUUUCUCCCAAUUUAGAGUUUUCUAAACAGCACUUAUCUCUGUAUUUUAGAGUAGAAAAUACUGUUAUCUGAGAAUCAGAGAAUCAUCUGAAGAUGUUUUUUUGAAACUAGGGUGAUUGUAGGUCUUUAUUCCUCUUGUGCUUCAGUAAAUGAAUGAUAAUUUAGUCGAUAUUUGUAAGUGUGUUUUUAUAUUUUUAGAGUGGGGAAAAAUACUAAAAUUUUGGAGGAUUUUUUUGUUGCUGGGUUGUUGUUUUUUUUUUUAACCAUAUUACUAAAGUCCACUUUGAUACAGAGUUUAAACUUUGCUACUUCUCAAAAUCAUUUAAGAUUCUUCCAUUUUGCCUGCCCAUCUUCACAUUGUUUCUAUAAUAUUUGUUAGCUCUGCAUAUGGCAAAUCUUGUCUUGAAUUAUAUCAUUCUUUCCUGGGAGUGUGUGUGUCAGGAGCGGGGUGGAGGUUGUUAUAAUUAAAACUUUAUCAAAGCAUGGGCUAAAAAGGAGGUAACUCAAAAUCCAUUUCUAUCUUUGUACUCAAAAGCCAUUCAUUCCCAUAAUACCAGAUCCAUACCAACUGUAUUUUUCAUUUAUAGGCCUCACCUCAGAUUUUCCUGUGAGAUUCCAUACUUUUUUAAUGUUAUGCUAUCCCAUCUAUACAGGGCUUCCAAAAACCAACUCUUAAGUCGGGAAUAUAAGGUUAAAUGAUGGGUAGACCAUGUGGUAUGAUAAGUAUUGUUGGAGCUUUUGAAGUUUUUCCCCCCAGAAUUUUAUUUCACCACUGUAUUUCUGAGAACUCAGAUAGAAGCACAGCAGUUCUCUGUUAUGUGAGCACACACCAUGACACAUUUCAGUACUGUCUGACGAGUGUUACUUACAUUCAUUGCAGAGAGAGUCGACUUGAAUUAAUAAAAAGACACAUCAUACUAUAUUAUUAGGAAAGACAACAUUGGAAAUCUGGGACUGUAGAAGAAAAGCUUAGGCUUUGGAAAUCUGAAAGGCUAUGAAACUAGAAACGCAAGGAGUUCAGUUUGUUGAUACCUAGUUGCUUGCUAAUACCAACUGAUUAGAUACAGUAAACUGAAGUAGAGUCAGCAGCUACUGUAAGCUUGUGCUUUGCUCCAUCUUUAAGCAAAAUUGUGUUGUUUGCCACUGUUUUGGUGUUCACGAGCUUUCUUACUGUCGCAGGUUCCUCUUAACACUAAUGUUCUUCACCAUUCGUGUUUUCACGUGUACUUUAGCCACUGUGGGGACAGAGCUGUCAGAAGAGUUCUGGGUAUAUACUGAGCCACAUCAGUCUUUCUGGGUGCAGGACAGAAUCCUUUCUGAACACUGGAAAGGAAGAAAUGAAAGUUAAGUGCUGAGUUUGCUGGGUUACAGAGAGCCUGGUCCUGAGUUAGCUUCUGAGCAUCUAGUUGAUCUAAUGCACAUGGAACGAUAAUCUGUAGUCAGGUUGCUGAAUAUUUACAUAAUCCUCGUGUAUGUCAUGGGGGUGCAGGGAAGGUGUAUGCAUCUCAGGAGAUGUGCAGACAGCAAUUUCUGGGCUGAGUUUGCAAAACAAGACCUGAAUUUCAUAGGUAUGAUGUAGUUCUCCCCUUUGCCUUUUUUUUUUUUUUUAAUUGGAAUUAACUCUUUUCUUCCUCCUUUACAUCCCCAUUUGUAUUUUUAAAAGCCUACGUGUUCACUUUUGCUGGGUUUUGCUUUCUUUUCUUUUGUGCUUCAUUCUCUUCAUUGGCAACUAAGUACCAGAUGAAAAGUGGAAGUCCGAAAGUAUGAUAAACCUCCUCUUCUCCCCUUCCCUUGUUGCCUAUGUGGGCAAUAGCUCAGAGUAGUUGAUUGAUUUCUUUGAGCGGUUCUUUGGGGGUAUUUACUUUUUAAAUGUAUGCAUGUGUUUCGAUGUUUUUAUAUUCUUUCAUCUUAGUAUAGUUUAUCCUGAUGAAAAGUGAAAGAGACAUUCUCCUGUGAAAAUCUCUCUUAGCCUUUCAAUUUUUCCUGCCUGGGCAAUAGCUACAGAGUAGUUACUUGAUUUCCUUCUUUGGAGGGAGAUGGUCAUAGUGAGAGAAGAGCAGAGUAUGUUCUUUUUAAAAUGUGUCUAAAUGUGUUUGCCACUAUUUUGUGGGUGUUUGAAUUUUAAAGUAGUUUGGGCUUUCCUUCAUCCUCCUCAUGGAUAAGUAGAGAUCUAAUUUACCGUGAAGGUCCCAAAGUAUGACGAAUGUCUUAUCUGCCCUCUCCUUAUUGCCUGUAUGGACAUACCCGAGUGGUUGUAGUUUCCGUUGUUUUGAUCUAGUCUGUUCUUGAGGGCAGGGAUGGGGGAGGGAUGUACAUUCUUUUUUUCAAGUGUAUAUAAAUAUUAUGCCACUUUUUAGUAUCUUAUUUUAGGUGUGUUCCUUUGCAUGAAUGCAUAUGUACUUAAUGAAAAGGGAGCUUCAGAGUAUGACAGAUCUCCUCUUCCCUUUUCCUUACUGCCUUUUUGGGCAGUAGCUAGAGUAGUUUUUGUUUUGUGAGUUGGGAGACAGUGGGGUAUGUACUUAAUGUAUAUAAAUAAAUCUGUAACUUUGUAUUAUAACUAAUCAUUUCGUACUAUGUCCUUCUCAUAGGACGUGAAAGUACCUAAUGAGACGUGGAGGUCCACAUGUAUGACAAUCUCCUCUUGACCCCUUCCCGUGUUGCCCGAGAGGGCAAUGGCUAGUAGAGUAGUUGAUUAGUUUCAGGGGCUCUUUUGUGGGUAUUAGGGUAAAUGCUUUUAAAUACAUAUACUCAUGUUUUUGCUUCCUUAUUAUAGUAUUUCAUUUGGUACCCAGCUCUCCACCCGGGGGCUUCCCUGAUGGCCCAGCUGGUGAAGAAUCUGCCUGCAAUGUAGGAGACCCGGGUUUGAUCCCUGAGUUAAGAUCCCCUGGAGUGUGGGAUGGCUCCCCACUCCAGUCAUCUGGCCUGGAGAAUUCCAUGGACAGAGAAGCCUGGCGGGCUACAGUCCAUAGGGUCGCAAAGAGCCGGACCCGACUGGGUGACUUUCACUCACUCACUCUCCUUCACUUGGACUGGUAGGUUGCUAAUGAACCACAGAGUCUGGAUACAGAGCAGUCUUCUCUCCUUUCCCUUUUUAUCCAUGUAGUCAAUAAUUUUAAAGUAGUUUGGGCUUUUAGAAUUUUUUUUGGCGGGGCGGGGGGGGGGCUGGGAAGGGACUGAGGCAGGAUAUAUUCUUUUGAAAUCUGUAUAUAUACAGUGCCUGUUUCUAUAUCAUGUUAUUCUGUUUGGCACUUAUCCCUUGCUUGGAUGUGUAGGUACCUAACGAGAUGUGGAGGUAUGGAUGUAGGAAAAUCUUCUGUCUUCCCCUUUCCUUGUCACCUCUGUGGAUAAUAGUUGUAGAGAAGCCUAGAUUAUUUUUACCUCUAUCACUCCCUUGCCUGGGAGCAUAGGAAUAUGUACUUUUUACAAUGUAUAUAAAUGUUUGUGUUCCUUUUUUUUGUUAGUUCAUUUUGUACCUAAACCUUUCCAGGGAUUCUUAGGUACAUGAUGAAAAUUAAGGUUCAUUCUAUGAAAAAAUCUCCUCUUCUCCCCUUCCCUUAUUGCCUGUCUAGGCAAUGACUAGUAGCGUAGUUGUUUGAAGAAUUUUUUGCAGGGGGCAGAGUGGUGAGGGUUUCUGGGUUUGCUUGUGUGUUCAAACGUUUGCUGCAUUUAUUUGUGCUGUCACUUCAAGCCUAGUGUCUUUUUUGACUCCUAAAUAUGAAAUACAAUGCAGAGGCUCAGAUAGGGGUGUAAUAAAUCUCGCCCCCUUCCUCUGUAGCCUGUGCAUACCGGUAGUAUAGGAGUACUUGAGGAUUUGGUUUUCUGUUGUUUGUUUUUGAGGUUUUUAAUGGGGGGUGAGCUUGUUAGGCAAGAUACCUAAAUUUUUUAAAUGUAUACAAAUGUUUCUGCCUCUUUUGGUGUUCAUUUCAUCUUGAAUCCAGUCUUUUGCAUGACUCUUUAGGAACUUAAUGAAAAUUGAAACUGAUUCUAUGAAAAAUUUCCUUACUCACUUUCCCUCAUUGGGUAGUGGCAGAAGAAUAGGCGUUCAGCUUCUGUUUUUGGAGCAGUAGGGAUGGGAGGGGUGUGUGUGUGUGUGUGUGUGUGUGUGUGUGUGUGUGUACAUAUAUAUACACUUUUUAAAUGUAUAAAUGUUUGCUACAUUUUUUGUGUUAUUUCAUCUAGUACCCAGUUCUUUGCUGGGAUCUGUAGGUAUAUAAUGAAACAUGGAGGUCCAGAUGUAUGAUAAAUCUCCUCUACUCCCUUCCCUGGCUGCCUACAUGGGCAGUAGUUCAGCAAUUUAGGAAUUUUUUCUUUUCUUUUUUGUUUUUUUUAGAGGGAGGAAUUAUUGGGUGGGUAGUAGUUAGUGGGGAGGGACGGGUUAUGCCCUUUUUAAAAGUGUAUAUAAAUGUUUCCAUGUUCCUGAUUUUAUACGUAGUCCUUUGGGUGGAUGUCAAGUUACCAAAUGCAAGUUGAGGAGAAGUGUAUGACAACCUCCGCUUCUCCCCUUCCCCUUGUUGCCUGUGUGGUAACAGCAAGUAGAAGAGUUGUAUGUUUGCUUGUUUUAUAGAGGUUUAUAUUUUUGGCAGGGGAAUAUUCUUAAUAUACAUGAAUGUUUUCAUUUGUUGCUUUAUGUUGUGUUCAGUCCUUUACAUGGCUAUGUAGGGAACUAAUGAAAAUUGACACUCUUAGAUGAGCAGGUUACUUUUCUUCCUUUCCCACAUAUUUGCUCCUUCAGCUGGAGCUAGUGUAGUUACUAUUUUGUGGCUAUUUUUAUUCUCUCAGAUAUAUGCAUUUAAAGUUGUAAGUGUAUACAUGCACGUAUAUGAUUUGCUUCUUUUCUUCCCCUGUUAUUUUCCUUUAAUAGUUAGUCCCUUGAGGGCUCUGAGUGUAUCUAACAAAAAAUGCCCCACCAGGUCCCUGCCAUCCGAGCUAAAAGUGAAGCACUGAGGUGUUGUGACUGAUGGCCCCAGGCGUGUCGCCCGUGAGAUGGGGGCAGACACUUGGAUACGGUUGAGCUGUGAGAGCUAGUCACAGCCAGCAGGUCUCGGGUUGACUCACACUGAACGAAACAGAGAGAAGGGAGGGACCUGUACUUUGGCAAUUCCAGAAAGUCAAAAAGACAAUACUUCAGGUGCGAUUAAAUUUUUUUUUGCUCUUCACCUCUCAGCAGCACGCAUUCAAACUCAUGUGAAGACCCUUGAGAGUAGCUCCUUUCUGAGGCCUGGAUUCUGACUCAGUUCCAUCAGUAACAUAUUCUUCUGUACUUGGUAGAAAUCAUUUUGGGUUUUGGAGCGAAUCUUUUUGAGUUAAUUGCCAUCAUUCUAGUAAAUGACAACAUGGGUCCCAAAGCUGAUCCAGGAAGAUCUCCCAAAACCCUGCACAUGGGAGGGCGAGUUGGCCCUUCCCUCCCCAGAGCUCUUCGGCAUGGCUGCAUCUGUCUCCUCUCCUUCUCCACUGGCUGAACCAUUCCUGUUCACUUUUCCUUGUUGUCUUCAGUGCUUGCCAGGUUUGGUGUUAUCUUCAAGUGUCCUCAAAAACAUAAGCCCAUGUUGUCCCUUUAGUUCUGUGUCUUUGCAUGCAUUUCAUACAUCCAGACCUGUGUGUUAACUUUCAGCAUUCUUCAGUCAUACUUCACAUUGACUGUUCAUCACAUGGUAAAUGUUACGACUCCAUAUUUAUCUGUCACAAAGAAAAUGCAUGUGGAAAAUCCAUCCAUCCCUCUCUUCCCUCCCUCCGAGCUUCUGAGCACUGUUUUUUUUUUUCUGCAAUUUAUAACCAAUAUAAUGCUGAAGAUUUGCCAUACAUACUGUUAUUUUUAGAAACAUUGAGUGGUAGGACUCCUAGAAAAUUUGCAAAGAGAUGUUAUUCACCAUAUCAGACUCUCAGGUUCUAGUGAUGAAAAUUUUGCUUAUACUUUGCUGUUACUUAUACCUGCUGCUGUACGGAAAAUGAAAGUUUAUUCAUGCCACAUUUAACUUUGACCAUAAAUAAAAGGGAGCAUCUUUUUGGAGUUAGUCAUGGUCAUCUUUAGCGGUAUUUCUCAACAGUUCUUAAUUUGAAAUACUUCAAAGCAAGUAAAGGUCAGGGCUUAGCUGAAUGAAAUGCUCCAGAACUUGAAGUGUAGAAAGCAUCAGUACAGUAACAUAUUCAUGUGUAUAAAGUGACAGUUACAGCAUAAUUGGAACAUUUGCAUUAAUCAACAAACUCACAUUGAGACAAAACUCAGUCUUACAGCUUUCUUGAUUAAAGCCAAGUGUUCCAUGCUGCUGUGAAGAACAGUCUCUCAAACACUUUGAAAAGUAAUUACUUCAAAACUUGUAAAGGUAUCACGUUUUUGUAUUUAAACACUUAACAGAGAUCUCCAAUUUCUUGAAUCUGAGCUUGUGGGUAGAAUUCUAAAUUUGUAUCAUAAUCUUGUCUUUUGUGAAAGAUUUUGAAAAUAGUAUGUAUAUAUAUAAUAUUAUAUAUGCAAAUUGUGUUUUGUCACUUGUAAAGGGAAAAGGCUUAUUUUUCUUUAUACUUCUGAUACCUUGUUUUGCAUAUGACCAGCACUGACUGAAAGGCAUGUGUACCUGCAAACACUGUUGCUUUUUUUUGUGAAAUAAAAAUAAAAGUAUUUAAAUAUAAA